UCUAUUUGUCUCACGACACAAAACGACACAAAACGUAUCCCACUGGUGAGUUUGUAUGCACUGCUUGACAGUGCCGCAUCAUGGACCUGUACAAAGCAGUGUUGCUAGGCGUCCUUUUCUCUGCAGUCAGUGCGGGUGUCCUGGAUGAAUAUGCAAAAACAGAGGGCGCCCGGAUUAUGUCUAUAUUGAAGAGGGAGUACUCAGUAGGCACGGUCCUAGAAUGUGCCAUCAAGUGUAACGCUGAAACAGCUUUCACUUGCAGGUCCUUUAUAUACAUUGAAAAGGAUCAAGAAUGUUUGACAAUACCAGCAAACACCAAAACAGAGCAUGUUCUGAGAAGAACCAGCACAGCUCUCUACGAAAAGAAAGUGUACUUGAUGGAGUGUGUGAAUGGAAUCGGUAUGGACUACAGAGGAACUAAGUCCAAAACAAAAUCAGGGAAGACAUGCCAGAGAUGGGCAUCAAAAUACCCCCAUAACCCCAACAUGACCCCUUCAACACACCCCAAUGCCGACCUGGAGUCCAACUUCUGUAGAAACCCAGAUGGCGACAGCAAAGGACCCUGGUGCUACACCAGAGACCCUGAGACCAGGUGGGAGACCUGCAACGUCCAGGACUGCAGCGCUUCUAAGCCUCCCACGGUGGUGGAGCUCACCUGUAGCACAGGUGACGGCGUUGCCUACAGGGGAACUGUUGCCGUGACAACGUCUGGGAAAGCCUGUCAGGCCUGGGCAGCUCAGACGCCCCAAAAGCACAACAGAACUCCAGACAACUACCCAUCCAACGGCCUGGACCUGAACUACUGCAGGAACCCAGACAAUGAGAGGAUGCCCUGGUGCUACACUACAGACCCAGAGACACGUUGGGAGUACUGCAAGGUGCCUAGCUGUGGAGACGUUCCUGGACCAGUCAGUGCGGGUGUCCUGGAUGAAUAUGCAAAAACAGAGGGCGCCCGGAUUAUGUCUAUAUUGAAGAGGGAGUACUCAGUAGGCACGGUCCUAGAAUGUGCCAUCAAGUGUAACGCUGAAACAGCUUUCACUUGCAGGUCCUUUAUAUACAUUGAAAAGGAUCAAGAAUGUUUGACAAUACCAGCAAACACCAAAACAGAGCAUGUUCUGAGAAGAACCAGCACAGCUCUCUACGAAAAGAAAGUGUACUUGAUGGAGUGUGUGAAUGGAAUCGGUAUGGACUACAGAGGAACUAAGUCCAAAACAAAAUCAGGGAAGACAUGCCAGAGAUGGGCAUCAAAAUACCCCCAUAACCCCAACAUGACCCCUUCAACACACCCCAAUGCCGACCUGGAGUCCAACUUCUGUAGAAACCCAGAUGGCGACAGCAAAGGACCCUGGUGCUACACCAGAGACCCUGAGACCAGGUGGGAGACCUGCAACGUCCAGGACUGCAGCGCUUCUAAGCCUCCCACGGUGGUGGAGCUCACCUGUAGCACAGGUGACGGCGUUGCCUACAGGGGAACUGUUGCCGUGACAACGUCUGGGAAAGCCUGUCAGGCCUGGGCAGCUCAGACGCCCCAAAAGCACAACAGAACUCCAGACAACUACCCAUCCAACGGCCUGGACCUGAACUACUGCAGGAACCCAGACAAUGAGAGGAUGCCCUGGUGCUACACUACAGACCCAGAGACACGUUGGGAGUACUGCAAGGUGCCUAGCUGUGGAGACGUUCCUGGACCAGCUUCUAAGCCUCCCACGGUGGUGGAGGAGCUCACCUGUAGCACAGGCGACGGCGUUGCCUACAGGGGAACUGUUGCCGUGACAACGUCUGGGAAAGCCUGUCAGGCCUGGGCAGCUCAGACGCCCCAAAAGCACAACAGAACUCCAGACAACUACCCAUCCAACGGCCUGGACCUGAACUACUGCAGGAACCCAGACAAUGAGAGGAUGCCCUGGUGCUACACUACAGACCCAGAGACACGUUGGGAGUACUGCAAGGUGCCUAGCUGUGGAGACGUUCCUGGACCAGCUUCUAAGCCUCCCACGGUGGUGGAGCUCACCUGUAGCACAGGUGACGGCGUUGCCUACAGGGGAACUGUUGCCGUGACAACGUCUGGGAAAGCCUGUCAGGCCUGGGCAGCUCAGACGCCCCAAAAGCACAACAGAACUCCAGACAACUACCCAUCCAACGGCCUGGACCUGAACUACUGCAGGAACCCAGACAAUGAGAGGAUGCCCUGGUGCUACACUACAGACCCAGAGACACGUUGGGAGUACUGCAAGGUGCCUAGCUGUGGAGACGUUCCUGGACCAGGUUCUGUCAUGUCCUCACAUGGUCAAUCCUAUCAUUGCUAUGCGGAUGACACUCAACUACUGUUCUCCUCCCCACCCCCCUUCUGACACCCAAGUGGCGACACACAUCUCUGUGUGCCUGGCAGAUAUCUCUUUUUGGUUGUUGGCCCACCACCUAAAGCUCAAACUCGACAAGACGGGGCUGCUCUUCCUCCCGGGCCUAACUGCUCAAAGACCUCUCCAUCACGGUUGGCAACUCCAGUGUCCCCCUCCCAGAAUGCAAAGAACCUUGGCGUGACCCUGCACAAUACCCUGUCGGUCUUUGCAAACAUCAAAGUAGUGAUUUGUUCAUGCUUUACAACAUCCGUAGAGUACGACCCUACCUCACACACAGGAAGCGGCACAGGUGCUAAUCCAGGCACAUGUCAUCUCUCGUUUGGACUACUGCAACUUGCUCUUGGCUGGGCUCCCCGUUUGUGCCAUAAAACUCCUGCAACUUAUCCAGAACGC
Salvelinus namaycush (lake trout) is the source of this 2753-nucleotide messenger RNA. Its product is annotated as plasminogen-like. Gene Ontology annotation, cellular component: extrinsic component of plasma membrane. Gene Ontology annotation, molecular function: signaling receptor binding; endopeptidase activity. The transcript is spliced from 18 exons. NCBI's taxonomy places the organism in Eukaryota, Metazoa, Chordata, Actinopteri, Salmoniformes, Salmonidae. The record is from RefSeq and is a predicted model, not a curated record. Gene Ontology annotation, biological process: proteolysis. Bases 81 to 2351 code for a protein of 756 amino acids.